Molecule: messenger RNA, 3401 nt
Organism: Triplophysa rosa
Lineage: Eukaryota; Metazoa; Chordata; Actinopteri; Cypriniformes; Nemacheilidae
Exons: 4
Coding region: 743-2002 (419 amino acids)
Source: RefSeq, a predicted model, not a curated record
UGGCAUAUUUUCACAGCUCUACAGGGGCACAGGCCUCUCAUUACUUGACACUUUUUUCUUUUGACAUAUUCUUCUAAAUUAAUCAUUUUCAAUUAUUAACGUCCACUGAAUUUUAUGUAUGAUUGUAUUUCCAGUUUUUUUUUUGUCAAAACUUUAUACAAGAUCUACCAUGCUCUCCUGCAAGCUGACAUUAAGAACCGUUUUCAUUCGUGUCAGUGUCUUUCAAAUGCCCUACAGUGUGCUUCAGUUAGCUAUAAAAAACUACGAAAUGUGCCAUUCUGUCCUCGAAAUUGACACUGAGAACUGUUUAAACUUGUUCGUGUUUAUUUUCCGAAAGCAAGCAUUAGUAAGUUGCAGAUCCGUUUUGUAAAUGAAUAUAUGGACAAAAAUGAUCAAUAUUAAACUUAGCCCGUGUUUACACUCGACUUCUUUUCGAAGCUGCUAGCGUCUGUUUUACAUUAUAAUCCCAUGGAGUAAACCGUGUCUUCAAAAACGUCCUGAGCGCUUUUUUAAACGCCAGCGCCGGCGUCUUUUUCUGCAGCUCAGAGCGUCUUUUGAGGUUGAAAAAAGUUCAACUUUUUCACGUCAAUCUCCUUUUCCCCAGCUAACCAAUGACUGAGACCUGUCGUUUCCAUAACAACAUGCGAGGAACGUGAUUGGUCGAGAAGGCUCCAGCUCGAAAAAAUAAAAUGGCGGCCGAAACGUCCGUUGGAGCAUAGUUUUGUAUAAAUGGGAGGCAUCGAUGGAUCCAGAAAGUCCAGACUUUGUUCCUUCAUUGUUCACCUACUCUAAACUGAGUCAGUGUAUGGAAGCUCGAACGAAAUUGCACAGGUUUAAUAGGAAGAGAAAGUGGGCUGAAUCUAUUUGCAAGUCAUCUCUGGCUGACACAUCAAUCCGUCUCCGUGCAGCUUCAGGGUCGUCCACUCGAGAGCCUACAACAGACUAUGAGCCUCCAGAAUGUAAAGGGGAGAUUUGUAGUAAUGAAGAAGAUGCCAUGAUCCCUCGAGCCAUCUUUAGUGAACUUCAAGUCCAUCAUAACCAGCUUCUGAGAGAGUGUGACAACUUGCGCACAAAAUGCAACGCACUCAAAGAGGAGAACGAGCAGCUGAAGGAGGCACUGGGGAGCAGGAGAUUUUCUUUCAGCUCCAUCAGGAAUAAUGCCCGACACUUCCUUUUCUUUACUGGUCUGACCACUAUCGUUUUUGAGUGGUUGCUAUCAAAAUUGAAAGACAGCGUUGCGGUUACGAACGGAGUUUUGGGCCUGGAAGAUCACCUGUUAGUCGUGUUAACGAAACUGCGCUUGGGCGCAAGCAAUACGGACAUUGCCUUUAGGUUUAAUGUAACAGAUACCGUCAUCUCCAAUAUUUUAAGAAACUGGCUGCCGAUAAUGGCACGAACAUUAAAACCAAUCAUCACAUGGCCAAGCAGGAAGGCUAUUCUCAGGAAAAUGCCAAGAUGUUUUAAAAAGAAAUACAGGCAGUGUCGGUGUAUCAUUGACUGCGCUGAGAUUUUUAUCGACAGACCUGAUAAUCCUACCGCUCGAGCACAGACGUGGUCGAAUUAUAAGCAUCACAAUACAGUUAAAUACUUAGUUGGGGUGACGCCAGCAGGAGCAAUUUCAUUUUUGUCACCAGGUUGGGGUGGCCGUGUAUCUGACAAAGAAAUAACAACAAUAUCAGGAUUCUUCCAACUGCUGGAGCCAAAUGAUGUCAUUUUGGCUGAUCAUGGAUUUUUGAUUCGGGAGGACCUUGCAGCGUACGGAGCCACGCUUUAUAUCCCACACUUCACAAAAGGCAAGAAACGGCUCGCCGCUCACGAAGUUGACACAUCAAGAAGACUGUCAAGUUUAAGAAUACACGUGGAAAGAGUCAUUGGUCGAUGGAAGCAAUUCAAGAUUUUAACAUCUGUAAUUCCACUUACUCAGGUAGACAUGCUGGAUGACAUGGUGAUCGUGUGUGGAGCAUUAACAAAUCUUUGCAGAAGUGUAGUGGUUAAAAGAUAGACAGACUGACCCAACUGAGAUGGGUGCUAAACAUGGUACAUCUCCAGGGUUUUAUUGUGGGAUCGUUUUGUCUUUCUGCAUUAUUUGAAUUGCUUUUUAUUGACUUCGAAUAUUGCACUGCACUGACCGGGCAUUAUAAUUUCUAACAUCGUUUGUUUUAUGACUAUAUAUAUAAGAAAAUGUUUUUUAUACUCGCACAGUAGUUAUAGCAGCAGUAGUUCGAGGGAUUGACAUUGUUCUAUCAUACAUUACACAAUGAAAAGGAGUUAGUACUAACCCAGCCAUGCACGUGCACUUCGCAGUCAAAAUGAUGUUGUUUGUCUUAUUAAUUCAUGGUAGCCUGUGUAUAGCUGCUGCGUUAUGUCCUUGCCGCUGGCUAGGCAGCACGUCGGUCCACAAUAAUCAAAACUCCCUGACGCAUGUUGACUCUCAUUUUGUCUUCGUCCAAUUUAGGAGGUUGAAUUAAUGCCUGCGGGUCCGGGAAGAUUAUUUUCUGCAAUUCCAUGCAGGGACCAGGGUACUCCGUGAUGAUUUUGAUGUGGUCCGGGCAGUCAAACCACUCCAGCAUUUGAAUGACGUAGGGGAUUAUGGGAGGUUUUUGCAGCCGAGACAUCAUUUUCACUUCGGUCAUAUAGUCAGCCUAGAGAAAAGAGUAUAAGAAAGGGUUACUUGCCUAUGGUUUACUCUUUAGAUUUAAAGAGCAUAUAUUGUUAGAAUUAUUUGGAUGGACGUUUCAUCGAUUUGAUCUGUGUAGAUACAGACCAGCUGAAAUCUCUGUGGGAACUCAAGCUUUAUUGUCUUUUUCAUGUCUAUUUCUUGUUAACUGCUGGUUCAUAUCAAUUGUAUUGUAUCAUAGGCCAUUAAAUAACUACAAAUAAAUUCAUUAUGAUUGGGCGACUUACAUUAUCAUCAGUACUGUAGUGUCGUUUUGAAUCUUGUUUAAGGGCGCUUUCUCACCAUUAGUUCGGUUAAUUUGGUCCGGACCAAUAAAAAAAAAAGAUUCAUUGUAGCAUUUUUCAGCGGUGUUGGUUCCUUUUCACACCACACUGAUUGCUUUAGUCCGUACCAAAAUGCAGUCACGUGACAACACGUGGAACAUGUACAUCCCGCACUUGGAUGUACUGCUGGCGGAGAUUCUUUACCUUAACCCAGCACUGUUACACAGGUCUAUUAAACCCCCUUUCCCUGAGUUUGCUAAACAAUGAAAAUGUCUUGCUGUUCGUGAGUUUUUGAAAGUUGGGAUAUAGAAAUGUUCAAAUAUUCGAUCCGCAAUAACUAUUCAAAAAUUAAAAAUGCUAUUCGAAUAUUUGUAUUUUUCAUAAGAAUAAAAACUGCGUCACCACAUGGUGUUGCCGCUACAGAAGACCUUAGAGUUGUCACGUCUUAUUUAAUGCUUCUU